AUGCUGACAAUGGUAAGUCUUGUUGUUCCUAGUGUUGGGGACCAUCCAGUUCUUGCGAUUGGAACUGAUGUGAGGACAAUCUUUACUGGCCCUAGUGCGGCUGUAUUGCAAAUGGCCUUUGGGUUUGGGGAGCCCUUUCAUGCAGUUGUCCACAGGGUUAAGGGUUACAUGUUGCUUGAUCAUGAUUUUGAGCCUGUUAUGACUGCUUCCGGGGCCUUGCAAUCGUACAAUUUGCUUACAAAGCUGUUACCUGGUUGCUGUUUUUGCCUAGUGCGAACAUGGAAAGACUGUAAUACUAUGAUGCAAGAGGUUUUUGAAUUCUCAGGUUAUCACAGGGUUAUGGUCCAUAAAUUUCAUGAUGACGAUCAUGUAGAGGUUGUGUUUGAGAUGACAAAGCCAAGCCUUGCACCUUAUUUUUGUUUACAUUAUCCAGCCACAGAUAUCCCUCAGGCUGAAUGCUUCUUAUUCAUCAAGAACAAGGUCCGAAAUUUCUGUCUCCACUGUUGUCAUUUACAGUAUAUGGGAAGCAUGAAUUCUACUGCCUCUCUGGUUAUGGCAGUGGUGGUAAAUGAUGGAAAUGAAGAUCGCGAGAGCCCUGAUUUUGCACAGGCACACAAGAGAAAGAGGCUUUGGGGUUUAGUGGUGUCCCAUAACACUAUUCCUAGGUUUGUUGCCUACUCUCUUUGUUAUGCAUGUGAAUUUCCUGCUCAAGUAUUUGAAAUCCAAGUCAACAAGGAAUUGGAAUUGGCCAAUCAGAUCCUUGAGGAGAAUAUCCUACAUAGACAGACACUAUUGUGUGAUAAUCUGAUGAGAGAUGCACCCCUUGGAAUUGUGCCACAAAGCCCCAAUAUCAUGGAUCUUAUGAAAUGUGAUGGGGCUGCUCAGCAAUUCAGGAAUAAUAUAAAUAGGCUUGGAGGCACUCCUUCUGACUUUCAGCACCAUGAUAUAGGUCCCCUGGAGGCUGGAGCACUCGCUCUUAGUAAUGUAGUGUGUGGGAUGCCAGCUGUGAGGAUAACUUCCAAGGACAUGCUUUUCUGGUAUAGUUCUCUCACUGCUGCAGAAAUUCAACAGGGCAGUGCACAACAUGAGCCGGGGACUAUGAGAUGGAUUGCCAUCCAGUCUUUGCAACUUAUACUGAGGAAUGCUUUCAAGGAUGCCGAAGCCAUGGGUUUAAACAUCAGUACAAUCCAUACAAGGCUCAAUGACCUCAGAAUUGAAGGAGAGCAAGAACCACAAGCAGUGACAACUGAUAUGGUCAGAUUGAUUGAAACAGCCACAGCCCCAAUCUUUGCAGUUGAUGUGGAUGGGCUGGUUAAUGGAUGGAAAACAAAAACUGCUGAAUUAACUGGUCUGCUUGUUGAACAGGCAUUUGCUAUCACUCGUGGAAGAUUCUUCUGUUAA
Molecule: messenger RNA, 1401 nt
Organism: Ilex paraguariensis (yerba mate)
Lineage: Eukaryota; Viridiplantae; Streptophyta; Magnoliopsida; Aquifoliales; Aquifoliaceae
Source: the annotation of a GenBank genome assembly